CACGGCUCUCGGGUUCGGGUGGCGGGGAAGCGACGGGAUGGCUGCGGCCGGCGGCGGGGCGGCGGCGGGCCGAGCCUACUCGUUCAAGGUGGUGCUGCUAGGGGAAGGCUGCGUGGGGAAGACGUCGCUGGUGCUGCGCUACUGCGAGAACAAGUUCAACGACAAGCACAUCACCACUUUGCAGGCAUCGUUCUUAACAAAGAAGUUAAACAUCGGUGGGAAAAGAGUAAACCUUGCUAUAUGGGAUACAGCAGGUCAAGAGAGAUUCCAUGCAUUGGGUCCAAUUUACUACAGAGAUUCAAAUGGAGCUAUUUUAGUUUAUGACAUAACAGAUGAAGAUUCUUUUCAGAAGGUAAAAAACUGGGUCAAAGAAUUACGGAAAAUGUUGGGAAAUGAAAUCUGUUUAUGUAUAGUUGGUAAUAAGAUAGACUUGGAAAAGGAGAGACAUGUUUCCAUUCAAGAAGCAGAAUCGUAUGCAGAAUCUGUGGGAGCAAAACAUUAUCACACGUCAGCCAAACAGAAUAAAGGAAUUGAGGAACUCUUUCUCGAUCUUUGUAAAAGAAUGAUAGAAACAGCACAGGUGGACGAGAGGGCAAAAGGCAACGGCUCCAGCCCACCAGGAGCUGCAAGGCGAGGUGUACAGAUUAUCGAUGAUGAACCUCAGGUCCAGAGCGGUGGUGGAGGGUGCUGUUCUUCUGGAUAACUGUUGACACCUGAGAAACUAAAACAAACUGUGGAUCAUUGCCCUCAACAUGAAGACUGCCAUAUUCCAAGUCACAUUAUUUUACCAAUGGAAUUAUAGAAUUAACAGUAUUUUAAAUUACGUUUAUAACACUUCAGAGACCUUAAGUGCUAAACUUAGUGGAGUUUGUGACCAGAGAAUUGGCAUUUUCUACAAAUGUUAACAAAGCAAUUACCAAUGGCCUUUUUACAUAUUUUUUCUUUAAUAAGGAAUAAUAUGCAUGUAGAAAAGACCUACUUAAAGGCUUCAUUUAUAUUCUUUUAAAUCAAAUCUUUAUUUAAUAACUUAUAUAUGUUGUUGGAAUGGUAUACAUUUUGCAGCCCUUUGUAUUUUGUGGUAGUUUGAAUUGUAUCACUUCUAAACAGCAAACAUUUUUUUUUUUUAAUUAGCAGAUACCUGAAGUACUAUUUUUGCAGGGUUUGCACAGGCCCCUAACUGUCUACUACUUUGAUAUAAUCUAUAUACAUCCUGUAUGCUGAGCUGGUAAAAUACAUUGUAAAUUACAUAUUAAAUAUUUUAUCUGCUUUUACAAGCGCAAGGUGCAAAAAUAUAUAUAAUAGUCUCAUUGAUGACUGUAAAGUGAUUAACAUUUGGUGAUAAUGCCUAAGCUUUUUGACUCUGAUAUAAAGAUCAUAGCUCCCCUUCACUUUUGUCUUAACUUGAAAGUGGCGUGUUUAAAUUUUCACAUAUACUUUACUUGAAUUAUUGCUGUUGUCACAUGUUUUUGGCCUCUGUAAGUUCAUCCGAUGAUUGAACAGCAGCAUUUGCCUUUUGGUUUGGGGUUUUGUUCUUUGUUUUUUUUUAAUAAAAGAGAUAACUUCAGCCAAUUUUGCUUUAGAAUGGUUACCUUAGAAGGAUUUGAGUGGAGCAUGCCGAGUUUCACUUCUGCCACAGCGUUAGUUUUCUUUUAGGCUUUGUAAGAGUUGGGAUCACUGGUAUGAGAAGAGAGGAAGAAGUCCCAGAUAGCAGCCAUUCACCAAGAAUUAUUCAUACCGCAUGUUAGUGGUAGUUUAUGCUCCUGAGGCAGCACUUUUAGAUCCUUUGCGAGCAAGUAGUAUUUGUUCAGUGCUUGCCAGAAAUGAACACAGAAAGUUUCGUUUCAUUUUAUAAGAGCUAUUCUUCUGAGUUUCAGUGAAGGGAAACAUUUCAUGUAAUGCAGUUAUGGCGAACACUGGAAAGAUUUAUUAUAAAAUUAUAUUCUUGUAUACUUUGUAAAUUAGUCUCUCAUUAGGUUUUUUUCUUAAGCAUAGAACUGAACUUAAAUUUGUUAAUUUUAGUAGAAUCAGGCACUGCUCACAGAAGGAACACAAAUUGUAGAAAGUAACAUAAAUUGUUCUUGUUCUAAUAUAUAUAUAUUUUUCCAUUUCUGUCAUGCUUGGAAAACUAGUAAAUGUUAUGUCUAAGAUAAAAUGGAAUGUUUCCUGGAUUUACUUCUUACAAGAAGCAGUAGUAUGCAAUAAAAUUGUUAGCAUGAGCAAUUAAGAGGACAUAAAGAGGUUACAGUUACUAAAGAAGUACUACGUAUUUUUAAGUUAAUAGCUUAAACUUCCCCAAAUGUGUUAAACGUUGAAUGAAUUGACACCUUGAUGUUAUGAUGUUAGGAUUUUAACUUAGUGUUGAUUUAAGGGUUCUGUGAGUCCUCAUUCUACUUUGUUAGAUUACUGUCCUUGUCAAAUUCAACACGCUGACCUCUGUUUUGUGUCUUUGGGAAGGGUGGUGGGUGGGAAAAUUCAAGGAAAUAAGCUAAAAUUGUCUUCUUUUAUGGGAUGACUAUACUCUGUGUAGUCUCUUGGUUUCCUGUGAAGUUAGUGUUUAUGCAGGGGAUUGGGGGAGGCAGAGGGAAUCAUGACUACAGAUCCAGGAAAAUUGUGUUUGCCCUCCUGGUUCUUUCAGAGGUAGUAAAGAAAGCCUUGCCAUUUCUACUGUUGUAGAUGGGAAAUAAACUCUUUAACUUUGGAGUGAAAUAUGUUUUUAAAACUAAUUAGAGAUGAACUUGAGCUUUAUUCCAAAAAAUAAAGUCAUAAAGCCUGAUAAUUGGAGAGUUGUACUCUCAAUUUUUGACCCUAUGAAGUCCAGAUAGGAACGUCUGCUCUGGAGUUGCCAGGUAGUCAUUGGUAGUCAUUGGUAGUCAUAACCACUCUCCAUAUUUUUUCCUUCUACCCUGCCAUGGUUUCUGUGUAUCUUUGUUAACCUCAAGCUUUUCAUUCUUUUUAAACCUUUAAGCUAAUUGAAGCUAAUUCAAUAGUAACAAUAGAUUACGUGGUAUAUACCUGUCCUUGAUCUGAAGUCCAAAAGGUCUUUUGGUAGGAAUAGGAUGAAAAGGUAAUGAAAGAGGACCAAUCACUUGCAGUAUGUAUACUAAGGAAGGAUAAGGAUAAAGAGAUGAUAAACCAAGGCUGAGGAAAUUUUUCUGAUACUUUCUUCACCUCUAAUAUAUGUUUUGUGUUCCUGUCCUUAUAAAUGUGCUAUUAGGAAGAAGACACAAGUUACCAUGUUGUGUAUUAAAAGUAGUAGGUUGGUAGAAUCAAUAUAUUUUUCAACUAGUAAAUGUAUAUAUAAUUAAAAAUUAGUUUAAGAUAGUCAUUAAAAAUAUUUGAAUAUUAUGUUAAAAGUACACAAUUGUUUCUGUAAUGAUGAUGGGUAUUCUGCUGCUUGUUUGGUGAUUAUAGAGGAAUGUUGUUUUUUAAAAAUGUAUAUUGCAACAAUUUGGGGGUAAACAGUAGUCUGAAAAGAAAAGCAUCACAUUAUUGGAUGAAAUAUGACAGUUUGAAUUUUUGUUGUUCUAGGGAUACCUCCGGCAAAUACCCUAGAUCUAUGACUGUUACAACUAAAUUGUGAAAUGUUUUUCAUAUUAGCCAUAUAUUAUUAGUGAUCACUUUUUAUUUGCCAUUAAAGUAAGAAAGAAGAAUGAUGCUUCAGUUUUAGAUUUUCAGUAAGAAAAGGCAAACUUUGGGACUAAGGAAGAGAGGGUAGUGAGGAGUGGAAUGGAAGUCAGGGGAUGUGAAACUACAACCUGACAAUUUUAAAAAUCAUUUUGAAAAAUAUGUUACUUUUGUCACAUAGUUUCUAAAUUCGACAAGCUAUGCAUUGUGCCAAAUAUUUAGAACAUUGAAAAAAAUUAAUUUUUAGGCUAUUUUUCUUUUAACACAUAAUUUGCAACUUUCUAUAUUAUAAAUGCCACCAAGAGUCUAGAUCAUUGAUCUUAUAUUAUUUCCAGAUAAUAUAAUUUACUCUUAUAAUUACCUCUUAAUUAUCUCUAGAAGUGGUUUGAUAUAUGCCUUUAACUUCUGAAAUUUAUCUUUUGACUUCUGUCUGCCAUUGUAGGUUUUAUAGUGUUCUUUACAGACACAGUACGACAGAGGGAAUACUGGAUUUGGGACCAUUUGAGGUUGAGCUCUAGGAAGAGGUAUAGACAGUAGUGACCAACAGUAGCCUCACAUAAUGUCUAAAGAUGGAGAGACUGAGUAAAUCCUUACGUAUUCUUCACUAAAUUACAAAAUGCAUUACCUAGAUUUUCAUAACUAAAAGCUGGGAUUCGUUGAACAUGUACAUUGACUUGAUUUUGUAGUCGGAAUUGAUCCUAGUUUGUUGCUAUUCUGUAAUUUUUAAUCAACUAAAACAGUAAUAUAUUUGGUGUUGUGGGCCAAAAUUCAUGCUACACAAAUGUCUGCCUUGGAUGGCUUUUGCUUUUCCCUUUUCAAGAAAACAAACUAAUUAGAAUUCUGAGCAAAUUUACCUAAAUCUAAAUGUUUUAGCAUUAAUCAUACAUAAUAAAAAAAAACUUAGAAGUAUCCUCUUAAGAGUUUCCAAUUUCAAACAAAAAUGCUUUGCUUCUAAACAAACAUCACUUUAAUAUAUAUCUUGUAGACCUUUAGCACUACUUGGGCUAUCUGAAAUUUAUGUAUCAUCUCUUUUCUGAGAAGCUGAGUGUGCUUUUGAGUAUUAACCUUUCGACCGCAACAUUUUCUCUGCAGUUGAUACGAGUACAUGGCACGUUAGUGUUACAUGGUACACCCAGCAAGAGAGCAUCUUGUUCUCUUUAGAAGUCUGCACUUAUUUCCAAAUACAUCGCAUUAAAGCCAAAAGAUGGGCCUGUCUGCUUAAAUGACCUUUGUUCCCACUGUUCUGGUUCUUACCUUGAUUUUGAUACUUCCUGGCAAAUAUGUCAUCUCUUUAUAAUCAAAUAUUCAAGAAAAAGCUAAUAUGAUUUCCUUAAAUUUGAACUUGUGUAGAGCAAUGAGAGAAAGGUGAGGGGUAGCAGGAAUAAAGUAUAAUGUUGAAAAAUAGACAAAAGUGGUAUUUGCUAAACUAUCUUCUUUGGUAGCCAGCUAUUUUAAGGAAACUAUCAUAUGUAGUAUUCCCUAGAAAUGUAAAAUGUCUUGAUUUUGUAUUUAAUUAAGAAUAUAUCCUAGGAAAAAUAAAAAAUACAGAUAUUGUGAAAGUGCCCCUGGAGUAUCCCCUCCCAAAUAUUCACUAUUGCUCUCUAGUAUAUACUCUUCAAUUACCUCUUUACUAUGUGCAUUUAUAUACAUAUAUAUUUAUACCUAUAGAAAUACAUAGUUUUGUGGGUUUUAAAUUUUUACAUAAAUUGUUCUUACUAUGCAUUUGUUUUGCAACUUGCUUUUCUUUCUCUUACCAACAUGUCUAGAUCUUAAUGUCAGUAUAACAGUCUUUCAUUUUAUUUUCUCCCACAUCUCUUUGGAUGGGUUUUCCUUUUUUGAAUAACUUCUGACUCUCCAUGAAGCCUUCCCAAAAGAAAUCUGGUCAAUUAGGUAGACUUCACUAGAAUCACAAAAUUUUAAUGCAAACCGUGUUUACCUUAGAACCAGGGUCUCCUUGAAGUAUGUAAAUCUGGGAAUUAGAAAGGCAUCUGCUUACAAUUCAUUUACAGCGCAUUACUUUUCGACUAUUGACUGAUUAAUGUAUAAAAUCUGGGCGUUAACUUUAGCAGAUUAUUCAUAAUAGGUUUUUAUUUGAGGGAAGAAAGAAAAAGAGGGAAGGGCAUAGUUGAUAGGGAAAAAGUACAGGGUAAAAGAAAGCAAGUCUAUAUACAGCUCCGAGUAGUUACGUAACAUAAGACUUCACGCUGCUAAAAAUUUAACCUUCUGUUUGAUCGGUGCCUUUAAUGAGAGAGGAAAAAAAUGAAAGUUCCGUUUCAGAUUUCCCUUUCUCCACCAUCCCACAUACCUCUUUAGAGGUAACCAUUAUUAACAGUUUGGAGUGUGUCUGUAUCUUUGUCAUAGAAAUGACUUUUACUUAUAUUUGAACUUUAUAUGUUUUCAGUUCCCUGAAAGCAACUUAUACCCUAUGUCAAAUUCCAUCCUCAAUCAACUGACCAAUUUACCAAGAACAAACCAGAUUCCCACUUCUUUAAAGAAAGUUACAUCAGUGGUGACAGCUCUUGAACUAGAAGUUAACUCCUGACCCUUAAGAUGUUUUAUGUUUAUCAUAAAUUAAGCUUAAAGAGUAACCAUAGCAUUCUGGGAAAGUCCAGUCAAAUUACUGGUUUCUGUGCCCUGUGGAAAUAGGGCUGGAAAAGAGGAGUGCAGGUCUAAGCUCCUUAAUACCCAUGUAAUUUGGGGUUGGGCUCAUUCUCUUGGCAUGUUUUCCUACUUGGGGAGCAUUGCAAUGUCCCCAACAAUUACCGUAGAUACUUGUCUGCACUGUCUAGGUUAUAGCUUAGCAGGUUAUGUUAGUGCUGGGACAUAAAGUGAAAUGUGUGCCCCAGAACAACACAUUUAUUUAUAUUUGAUUUAAUGGCACAACUUUCUGUGAUUUUGUUAAUAACUAUUUCCAGAUGAUCUUUUAAAAGUUUUUAAACACAUUCUGCUUAUGACUGUUCUAUCAGUUUCACUCAUUUCCUGAGUGCUGCUGUGUGCCCAGUGCCCUUUGUAGUUACAGCUUAAAACUGGGGAACUAAUGACCAUUGCCCAUAGUCCAGAUGUAAGUAGUUUAUCUGUGGCUGUGAAGUCAGCUAAUCACGUAUGUUCACAUCCUGUAUUUGAUCAGAUAUGUACCGUCAAACUUUUGGGGUGAGGUAAUUAGAAUGACUAGUUGAAGUUGAUAGUGGAUUUGAAGUAAAGCGGGUCGGAAUGAUUUUGAAUCUUCAAAUAAUUUUCAAGCCAGAUUAAAAUAGAAUAACUUGUUUUCUAGCUUCAAGGGGGCAAUUAAGUGAUUCUCAAGCCCAAAUUGCUUUUCCAAAUUUUGUGGUAGUGAAGAAACAGAUGCUUUUUGCUUAUUUAGACAGCUGCUCUUUUCUUUAAACUAGAAAAAAUGCAUUUAAAAAGCAGUUGUCUUGUUUUCCUUGCCUUUGACAGAUGUCGCCUUGUCACCAGACAGUAAUCCAGGACACAAUCCAUUACUGGGUCAUGGGCCCAUCUGGAGGCUGUAACACAGUAUAAGUUGUCCAUUUCUAAAUACAGUUUCCAAUUUGGGAAUAUGGGUCCUCUUUUUUUCUACCUGAAAAUGAAGACAUAGGCCAGACAGAGAGCUUAACGAAUAUCUGAAUUUUCUGCUAAUCUUUCCAGUAACUUUCAAGAAUUUUUUUUUUAUUACAGUAUGUUAUUAAAGGCAACAAAUUAUCUAGAUCCCUUCUUGACCCUUUUGGGAGAAAACAGUGAAAUCAUUGUUAAACUAUUUCAUGAGCCAGUUCUCGAGAAGGAACUUCUAUUUAUCUGCACUAAUUCAUCCACAUUAAUUCACAAGAGGUGAAUAAUGUUAAUGAUUUAGUGACUGUUCUUCAAAAUGUAAAAGCCCUGUAAAGGAAAAACUAUACAGCAAAAGCAAGAUACUUUGGAAAUUUUGGGCUGUCUCCAGGGUGACAAUCUUCUUGUCUAAAAGCUAUACCAUGUAAAAGCUCCGUCUACCCUCUGUUGAAUCCCACAUUGGUGUUUUUAAGCAUGAAAAUGUUCUUUAACUGAAGUGGCACGAGUAGUUUCCCCUUCAAAGAUUUUAAGGCCAACAACAGUGGCACAAGAAAAUCAUUUAUGAAAGACAUAAUUUUGGUUGAACUUUAAUGAAGAUGGUCAGAUAUGGCAUUUAAUUUACUGAGUACUGAUCUUUGGUAUGUUGCUUUGAGGCUGGUAUUUGAUAGUCCUAAUUCCUCACUAUUUGGUUCACUGCUUUAGAACUAGCAGUAUUGCUGCCUCUUGCAAUCAAAAAUUUUUAAAAAAUAUUACCUGGAUGUAGAAUUAUUUGCAUAGUAAUCAUGUGCCGUAAAAGCAAGCAAUCUGUGGAAUGUUUGACGGACGUAAUUCUUAAAAAUUAGGGGGAGAUUUACUUAAAUGCAGAAAUAAGAGCUAAAGCUUAAGAGUGGUGUUGAGUGAGAGCUUCGUUCAAUCUGGUAAGUGACUUAUUUGUCCUUUUUUAUUGAUAGUGAAUCCUGGGAAUAUGGGUGGGUAUAAUUAGAGAAAUAAAAAUUGAUUUGUGCUUCAGAAUAUUAAAUGCCAAGAAUCCAAAAACAGCCAUUUAAAUAUAUAUUGUCAAAGGAUCACAGUAUUUGUAGUUGUGCUAAAGAAAAGAAAAGCUUGCAUUUAAUGAUAAUGAAGAAAUUUGGAGAUGUCCCUAGCCUGUAAUGACUUAUGCUGACAUUAUUUUAAAGUCAGUUUUACCAUCAUUAGGAAAGAUUGAGAUAGUAGGUUCUGUGACCUUUAGUUACUAAGGGUAACUGAUAAUCUUACAUCUUUUUCAGAGUCAGCCCCCGCCCCCGCCUCUCUGAUCAGUAAAUUACCCAGAAGCUUCUUAGCUAGUUGGCAUUUGUACGAUGAAUUUCAGAUGUUUCGUAUGCCACGAUUUUUGCUUAUGCUGUCCUUGAAUUCCCUUAGCAUCUUGCUCUUGGUCUUUUUGAAGCUGAUUUGGGCAUGUUAUCCUUUGGAAACACUUGAACUAGAGAACUUGAGCUCUUCACCACCAUUUUUGCCCUAGUGUUGAAAACUGAGUAGAAGUUAGUGUCCCAAAAUUGUUAAUCUUUGACAGAAAUUUUUAGAAAAUGUAUAUAAAGUUUUUAACUUCAGUUCUUCAAUAUAAUUUUGCUGUUUUGUUUUUACUUUCUGGUGGCUUUGCAGUAUGCUUAACGGAAUAUUCAAAGCAAAUCAUUACACUUACCGUAUUAACUCAAAUGAAUUUUUAUGCUAUUUUAACCUACAUACCAAGAAAUGCUAAAACCUCAGCACGUGCCUGGUAGGGCACCCGAGAUGAGAAUUAAACAGCGAAUGAAUAAGGAAAUAGGCAAACCAUAAAAUAAACUUACAUCUUGAUC
Rhinolophus ferrumequinum (greater horseshoe bat) is the source of this 8999-nucleotide messenger RNA. It is a transcript of the gene RAB21, whose product is annotated as RAB21, member RAS oncogene family. Gene Ontology annotation, biological process: Rab protein signal transduction. Gene Ontology annotation, molecular function: GTPase activity; GTP binding. The record is from RefSeq and is a predicted model, not a curated record. Bases 38 to 703 code for a protein of 221 amino acids. NCBI's taxonomy places the organism in Eukaryota, Metazoa, Chordata, Mammalia, Chiroptera, Rhinolophidae. The transcript is spliced from 7 exons.